Molecule: messenger RNA, 282 nt
Organism: Acanthamoeba castellanii str. Neff
Lineage: Eukaryota; Discosea; Longamoebia; Acanthamoebidae
Exons: 2
Coding region: 1-282 (93 amino acids)
Source: RefSeq, a predicted model, not a curated record
AUGUUUGAGCUGAUGGAGGCCAUUGGACUCUGUGGCAGCCACAUGGAGAGCCUCAUCAACAGCCAGUGCUGCACUGAGGAGGAUGUGCAGGAGAUCCACCACUAUGCCAACAAGUAUGGCAGCGUGAGUUACACAAGAGGCUAUGAAUUGACACUCAUGUUUUGUCUUGCCAUGUUCUUCAUUGGCGCCAUUACAGAAGACAAACUUGUCACUGAACCAAGCAUCAACACUCCUCUCAAAGACAAGAAGUGCUACCUGGCCUCCCUUUGCCAGCAAGUAUGA